Messenger RNA from Dentiscutata erythropus, 152 nucleotides. NCBI's taxonomy places the organism in Eukaryota, Fungi, Glomeromycota, Glomeromycetes, Diversisporales, Gigasporaceae. The record is from the annotation of a GenBank genome assembly.
UUCCAAAAAAUGCAGAUGCUAAUAGUCCAGGGUUCAAAUGCACAUACACUGAAUUUCCUGAUCAUCCAUUACGGUCUAAACGUGAACCCUGUGGAUCUGAAUUGUUAGUUAAAGUACCAGUAACUGAUAGAUAUAUUUGGCGUCCUAAAAUG